This is a messenger RNA of Hyaena hyaena (striped hyena), 7038 nucleotides long. RefSeq names its product interleukin enhancer binding factor 3 (gene ILF3). Gene Ontology annotation, cellular component: precatalytic spliceosome. The record is from RefSeq and is a predicted model, not a curated record. Lineage: Eukaryota; Metazoa; Chordata; Mammalia; Carnivora; Hyaenidae. The transcript has 20 exons. Bases 603 to 3305 code for a protein of 900 amino acids. Gene Ontology annotation, molecular function: single-stranded RNA binding; double-stranded RNA binding.
UGCCGCUUAAAACCGCCAUUGAAAAAAAAGAGCGGCGACCGCAUCACAUGACGCAGACCCACCAAUACCAAAGGGAAGCGCCAAAGUCCUUGUCACGUGGCCAAGACUCUGUAUUGGCCACUGUCACAUGAUCAAGGACUCGAAAAGGGAGGUAAACGUUUCGAAUCCACGUGACCAGCAACGCAACGGCUACGCUCUUGCCACGUGACCUAAGCCCACCUCCUUAUCUCUUUUCGUCGCUCCCUCCCUCCCGGGCCAGGCCUGCGUCAGGCGGCAACGCGGCGGCAAGGGGCGGGGCUCCAGCCGAUCACGUGGCCCGCACCUCCCCGGCGCGCGCCCGCCCGCCCGCUCGCCCCCGGCCCCGGCUCCUCCUCCUCCUCUUCUCGCCAUUGCAGUUGGACUCAGCAGCCCGGUGCGCACCGCGUGGCUUUUGGGGGGAGACCCCGGCGGGCUGUGGCAGGAGGGCGGCGGCGGCGGUUGCGGUCGGGGAAGGGAACGCCGACAAGAUAGUUGAAGUAUUGAUAACAUCAAGGAGAUCUGUCACAAUUUGAAAAGAUAAGCAAACAUUUGAUUUCCAGACACUACAGAAAAAAGAAGUAAAAAUGCGUCCGAUGCGAAUUUUUGUGAAUGACGAUCGCCACGUGAUGGCAAAGCAUUCUUCCGUGUACCCGACCCAAGAGGAACUGGAGGCCGUCCAGAACAUGGUGUCCCACACGGAGAGGGCCCUCAAAGCUGUGUCCGACUGGAUAGAUGAGCAGGAGAAGGGCAGCAGCGAGCACGCCGAGUCCGAGAACGCGGAUGUGCCCCCAGAGGACGAGACCAAGGAAGGGGCUGGGGAGCAGAAGGCAGAGCACAUGACCAGAACCCUGCGGGGCGUCAUGCGCGUUGGCCUCGUGGCAAAGGGGCUGCUGCUCAAGGGGGACUUGGAUUUGGAGCUGGUGCUACUUUGCAAGGAGAAGCCCACAACCGCCCUUCUGGACAAGGUGGCUGACAACCUGGCCAUCCAGCUCGCUGCUGUUACAGAAGACAAGUACGAAAUACUCCAGUCUGUCGAUGAUGCUGCGAUUGUGAUAAAAAACACAAAAGAGCCUCCAUUGUCCCUGACCAUCCACCUGACGUCCCCUGUUGUCAGAGAAGAAAUGGAGAAAGUAUUAGCUGGAGAAACGCUAUCAGUCAACGAUCCCCCGGACGUUCUGGACAGGCAGAAAUGCCUUGCUGCCUUGGCGUCCCUCCGACACGCCAAGUGGUUCCAGGCCAGAGCCAACGGGCUGAAAUCGUGUGUCAUUGUCAUCCGGGUCCUGAGGGACCUGUGUACCCGCGUGCCCACCUGGGGUCCCCUCAGAGGAUGGCCCCUCGAGCUUCUCUGUGAGAAGUCCAUCGGCACAGCCAACAGACCCAUGGGUGCCGGCGAGGCCCUGCGGAGAGUGCUGGAGUGCCUGGCGUCGGGCAUCGUGAUGCCAGAUGGUUCUGGCAUUUAUGACCCUUGUGAAAAAGAAGCCACUGAUGCUAUUGGGCAUCUAGACAGACAGCAACGGGAAGAUAUCACACAGAGUGCGCAGCAUGCUCUGCGGCUUGCUGCGUUUGGCCAGCUCCAUAAAGUUCUGGGUAUGGACCCUCUGCCUUCUAAGAUGCCCAAGAAACCAAAGAAUGAAAACCCAGUGGACUACACAGUUCAAAUCCCCCCCAGCACCACCUAUGCCAUUACGCCCAUGAAACGGCCGAUGGAGGAAGAUGGGGAGGAAAAGUCUCCCAGCAAAAAGAAGAAGAAGAUUCAGAAGAAAGAGGAGAAAGCUGAGCCGCCUCAGGCUAUGAAUGCUCUCAUGAGACUCAACCAGCUGAAGCCGGGACUGCAGUAUAAGCUGGUUUCCCAGACGGGUCCGGUCCACGCCCCCAUCUUCACCAUGUCUGUGGAGGUAGAUGGCAACUCGUUCGAGGCCUCUGGACCGUCCAAGAAGACCGCCAAGCUGCACGUGGCCGUUAAGGUGUUACAGGACAUGGGCCUGCCCACCGGCGCGGAAGGCCGAGACUCCAGCAAGGGGGAGGACUCGGCUGAGGAGACGGAAGCAAAGCCGGCCGUGGUGGCCCCUCCUCCUGUGGUGGAAGCCGCUUCGACUCCCAGCGCCACCUUCCCCACAGAUCCCACUGCCGAGAACGUAAAACAGCAGGGGCCGAUCCUGACCAAGCAUGGCAAGAACCCUGUCAUGGAACUCAACGAGAAGAGGCGCGGCCUCAAGUACGAACUCAUCUCCGAGACUGGGGGCAGCCACGACAAGCGCUUUGUCAUGGAGGUCGAGGUGGAUGGACAGAAGUUUCAGGGUGCCGGCUCAAACAAAAAGGUGGCAAAAGCGUACGCCGCUCUUGCUGCACUGGAGAAGCUGUUCCCCGACACCCCCCUCGCCCUGGAAGCCAACAAGAAGAAGAGAGCCCCCGUGCCUGUGAGAGGUGGCCCGAAAUUUGCUGCUAAGCCACAUAACCCUGGCUUCGGCAUGGGAGGCCCCAUGCACAACGAGGUGCCCCCGCCCCCCAACCUCCGAGGCCGGGGAAGAGGAGGGAACAUCCGAGGGCGAGGGAGAGGGAGAGGAUUUGGUGGCGCCAACCACGGAGGCUACAUGAAUGCCAGCGCGGGCUAUGGCAGCUAUGGGUAUGGCGGCAACUCGGCGACGGCGGGCUACAGUCAGUUCUACAGCAACGGAGGGCAUUCUGGGAAUGCUGGUGGUGGCGGCGGCGGGGGCGGUGGUGGCUCCUCCGGCUACGGCUCCUACUACCAAGGCGACAACUACAACUCACCAGUGCCCCCGAAACACGCCGGGAAGAAGCAGCCCCAUGGGGGCCAGCAGAAGCCCUCCUAUGGCUCGGGCUACCAGUCCCACCAGGGCCAGCAGCAGUCCUACAGCCAGGGCCAGUACAGCAACUACGGCCCCCCACAGGGCAAGCAGAAGGGCUAUAAUCACGGACAAGGCAACUACUCCUCCUACUCAAACUCCUACAGCUCCCCCGGGGGCGGGGGCGGCUCAGACUACAGCUACGAGAGCAAAUUCAACUACAGUGGGAGUGGAGGCCGGAGCGGCGGGAACAGCUAUGGCUCAGGCGGCUCGUCCUACAACCCAGGGUCACAUGGGGGCUACGGCGGAGGCUCUGGGGGCGGCUCCUCAUACCAAGGCAAACAAGGAGGCUACUCGUCACAGUCCAACUACAACUCCCCCGGCUCCGGCCAGAAUUACAGCGGCCCUCCCAGCUCCUACCAGUCCUCACAGGGCGGCUACGGCAGAAACGCAGACCACAGCAUGAACUACCAGUAUAGAUAAAGCCCCCCGGGGGGUGAAGAUUUGUACCUUCUGCACUUCCCCCCGCGUCGUAAGAUUCAGUUUUAUGCAUCACAGUUAACACGUCCGCCGGCCCCUCCGGGCCCCCUCCGCCCCAGCCUGUCCUCGUUGCUGUGUUGUGCGGUGCGGCGGGUCACUCCCGGGACCCGCCCUGUGACCCUUAUUUAGCCGUGUUUGGGACUUCUAUGUCUUCAGUGGUUUGUUAGUUGCCAUUACAACUUUGUCUGAGUAGAGUUUUUUGGGUUCUUGCAGUUAAGUAUCCCUCUGUCUAUUUACAAUUGGUGUUAGCGUUAACUCGGUUUGUCUUCAAAUAGCUCCAGAAGGGAUACGUUAUCUGUUAAUGCUUUUGUGAAGUGAGUUAAACGAGCUUUCUGUAUUUUAAUGCUUUAGUGUUUCAGUUUUAUAAGUGAAGAUUUUAUUUUAAAAACCAGUGGGAAAGAGUGGGGUUUUUUUGUAUGUCUGGAUCAUUCAGGCAGUACAUCUGAAUUAAGCUGAAUGUAGACAAAUAAAGAAAAAGAAAACUCUUUGCCCGUCGUAGGCCUGGGUGUCUGACCCACCAGCAGUGUGGUGGGCAGGUUCCCCCACUGUUCCCAGCACGGGAAUGCGGGGUGGGGGUGGCAGGGCAGCCCCUCAGCGCCCCAGGGCCCAGUUCCAGGCCUCUAGAUGCUUUCGCUCCGAGGACGGCCAGGGCCAGCAGCCCGGUGACAGGGAAUCUUGUGUUGUCCGCGUCCCCGGGGGCUCCUGUCGUCUGCAGAGUGGCCUACGCGGGUGGGAGGGGUCUGCUCACACGGCUCAGCUUGCUUGCUCUCCUGCUCCGGGAAUUCUGGCGUAGCGUAGGUGUAGUUUCACGUCACCGUGGAGUGGAACCUGUGUGGGUUUGGUACGUGUAACCUAACUUGCAAAAGGCCGAUUGAAUCUGGCUGAAGCUCCCCAAGAUCUGGGAAACCCAGCCAUGGAACCUUCUGUGUCUGGAUGGCGUGGUUUUGUGUCCCCAGCAGCCGCAGCCUCACGGUGCCGCCCCUGCCCAGAGGCUCCAAGUGCUCACUCCGGCUUCUUUCUGGCUGCCCAGCCCUGUUGUGACAGAUUUCCCUGGAGCAGCGCUUCUCGGUCCCAGGCAGUUUUGCAUCGUGAGGGGGACAUUUGUCACCUAGUGGGCAGGGCCAAAGAUGCUACUGACCACUCUGUGCUUAAAAGUGUUAGCCACGUGGAGGUAGAAGAACCUGUGCCCUGAGAGCAGCCUGUCCCCAUGCUGGCCCUGCCCCAGGGGGUGGGCGGGGCCAGCGCUGUCAGUUGCCUUUGCCCAGGCCUCAACUCUGUCUGGGAGGAGCCUCUCUGGUGAGGCCUGGGCUGCAUGUCUGCAGGGACCCUUCUCUCCGCGUCUCUCUACCAUCCGUCAGACCAGGCAUCGUUCGAAUUCUGAACCACAGGCAGCCCUUGGCCUCCGGUGCUUGAUUCACGGAGAAGAGCAAACCAUUCUCCACUCAGAACUCCUCAGCAGAGGCAGAAAAUGCAGUGUGCCUUUGAAGGAUGAAGAUUCGCCUUGGAGAGGGGAAAGAAAGGUGUCCUGCACUUAGAAGAAAAAACGUUGGACGAAUUUUGCUUUCUGCCGGAGCAGAGGAGGACCCGGAUACCAGUUAGUCCGGUGAGGGGAGAGGGCGGGGUGGCGUGAUGCUCACCUGAGGGGCGCUCCGCGGUACCUGCAGUGCCCUAGGGGUGCACGCGUGUGCGCGCUAUGGAGAUGACCGACAGACCUGGGGGAUGGGUCCCAACCCAGACUGCAAUGGGCUGGGAUAUGUCCAUGGCCCAUCUCUCCUGGACUCUUCUAGGGGCUGGGACAACGAGAUCAUUGGGACCUUGUAUUGAAAUGGGAAGCCCGAGCUGGGGGCGGAGCCUGCACUGCUGCGGGACCCACAGGGAAGAACGCCCCGCCCCAGCCCUGACAGAUGCCUUCAGACUGUGGGGCCAUAGUCUCAGCGCAGGUCUCCUCGCCAUCAGGUUCCCAGGCAGUGGCCACCACCGCACUGACGUUUCUGAACGAAGACCCUUCGCAAGGGCAGGCAUCUUGAAGGCAGUGGAAAAAACUCCCAGGCCACCUUGAUGUGGAGACUUCAGGGAGCUGUGACUCGGUGCCAAGUUCCUCUUGUGGAAAAUGGCAGACCCCCGGGAUGCUGGUCUGAGACCCUGGGCCUGGCCUGAGCGCUCCCAAAUCCAGGACCAGUGUUACCGAUCUGAGGGACUUUCAUCGCCGAGAACAGAGCAGUAUCUGAGAAGCAGGACCUUGUUUCGUCCAGCUUCUGGUGACUUCGGGCAUUCCUUGACUUGUGACCGCAUUCCUCCCAUCUCUGCUUCCUCCUUCACGUGACCUCCUGAAGAGCCUCUUGUGUUCUCAGAUCUCCUUACGAGGACACCAGUCAUUGGAUUGCAGGUCCCCAGUGUUCGAGAGAGAGCACAUCCUGAGAUCCUUCACGUUUGCAGGUAUUGGCACAUGAGAGUCGGAUGUAUGUUCCUGGGAGAACACUGUUCAGCCUGCUGAAGGAUUGGGUGAAGGCUUCAUCCCGUGCUGCUCGCACAGCCCUGGGAGUUUGUUGACCACAAUCAGGAUCAUCGUGGUCAGCAAGGUGGGUCCUGUCCUGAAGCGACAACUCGUGAGCACAUGUGCGUUGGCAUCCCACCUGCUUGGGGACUUCGUUGGUGCUAAUGGCACUGUGGUACAGCUGGCCAGUAACGGUAUCUCAGCCCUCAGGACCUGCCACCCCAAGAAGCUGGGUUCUGUAAGGUGUGGCUAACAACAUGAGCAUGGAGAAGACGUGGGUGCUGGUCUGUCACCCAUUCAGAGCUGACCAAGUCCUUUCCAGCCUGCUGCCCUCCAGGCCCAGGAAGCCAGCCUGGAGGAGGUUCUCACUGAUGGUUUUCUUGGUCCUCCUCAGCCAGGGACACAGUAGGCAACAGAGAGAUGCCUCAGUCUUCAUGCUGCCAGAGGAUGGUGUCCCACAUCUUGCCGUCACCAGUGGAGGUCACCAGGAGCAUCAGCAGGAAGAGCCAGUGGCCCACGUGCUUAGUCAGCAAGUGGAUCAGGAUAGGGUAUUUGGUGGCUAGACCAUGAGUGUCAGUGACCCCGGACUGGACACCACCCCAGAGGGCUCAGGAUGCCUUUGGAGGGAGGAAGGGAGAAACCCCUCUCCCGAGGGAACAGCUGGACGUAUGUGGUGGGCCGAGAUGAUGUCACAGGGCAGAGCUUUGCAGGGAAUUUCAGAUGGUCCCGUGGGGAGGUGGGGGGGGUGGUUGAGACCCAGGACCAAAGGGAAUCUCUAGGCAGUAGGGAAUGGGGCACAGAUUCCCACCUUUCUGCACUGAGCAUAAUCACUAGGGUCCUGGUUGUCCCCCUGGACUGGGGUCCAGUCUCACCUGGAAGUCAACACCCAACUGCCUCCACCUCUGGCGGGGAAACCUGUGCUGUUCCUCUGACCGCUGACCGUUCUUGUGUGGGCAGCAUGGCCUGUCCCGCUCCUAGGGAAUGGCAUGGUCCGGUUGGGCUCAGCUUCAGGACUCGGUCACUUUCCAGGUGUGAGGACCCUCCCCUCCCCCCUCCCCCCGCCACUGUGUCCUUUGCAGGCUUCUCCUGAGACUUCCGGACACAAUUUUGGGCCACCCACCAGCAAGCCUUGGCCUGGAUGCUCCUUCUAACCCAUCCCAGAAUAAACAGAAACUUCACAUG